AUGGGGUCCAGGCUCCUCUUUUCUGUGGCCCUCUGUACCCUGUGGACAGGGCACAUGGAUGCUAGUGUCACCCAGACCCCGAGGCACAAGAUCACAAAGACAGGAAGGAAGGUGACCCUGCAGUGUACCCAGGACAUGAGCCACAACUACAUGUAUUGGUACCAACAGAACCCGGGCCUGGGACUGCAGCUGUUGCAUUAUUCAGUGGGCGCUGGUAUCCUCGAGAAAGGCGACCUCCCUGAUGGAUACAAUGUCUCCAGACCAAAGACAGAGCAUUUCUCUCUCACGCUGGCAUCCGCUGUCCCCUCGCAGACAGCUGUGUACUUCUGUGCGAGCAGUAUUUCCACAGCCCUGAACAAGCACACGGAUGCUGGAGUCACGCAGACACCCAGGCACAAGGUGGCAGAGAUAGGACGCCCGGUGUCUCUGCACUGCAAACCCAUUUCUGGCCACAAUGCCCUCUUCUGGUACAGACAGACCUCGGGCCAGGGGCUGGAGUUGCUGAGUGUCUUCCAGAACCAGGCUGUCAUUGAGCAGACAGAGAGCCUCAAGGACAGAUUCUCUGCUGAGAUGCCUAACGCGACAUCCUCCACCCUGAAGAUCAAGUCUGCGGAGCCGGGGGACACAGCUGUACGCUGCACGGAGAAGGAUGGACGCUGCACGGAGAAGGAUGGACGUUUCACGGAGAAGGAUGGACGUUUCACGGAGAAGGAUGGACGUUUCACGGAGAAGGAUGGACGUUUCACGGAGAAGGAUGGACGUUUCACAGAAAAGGAUGGACGUUUCACAGAGAAGGAUGGACGUUUCACGGAGAAGGAUGGACGUUUCCUGUCAGGAUUUGCAGCUUCCAUGGGUCAUGCGUUGACCAACAGCAGUACUGGGUGUCUGCAGACUCUCUAUGGUGGCUGGGACCCUGUACACGCACCCCGAAAACCAAGGGCCUUCAAGGCCCUCAUCGCUGCUCUGCCCAGUGGGGCUCAAGUCUGCAUGCUCUCAACACCACCCCACUUCCACUUUGGCCAAACCAACUGUACCCCAGAAUUUCUACGCCAAUUUCCAGCCAGUAAAAUUCCAGCACCUGAGGGUGACGAUGAAGUCUGUGUGUUUGAGAGCAAUGUCAUUGCCUGUUACACGAACAAUGGGGAGAUGCGGGGAAGUACCCCAGACGCAGCAGCCCCUGUGGGCAAAUCCAGCCGAGACCCUGAGGUCAGAGCCAUGGGUCCCCGCAUGCUUCCCUGUGUGCUCCUUUGUCUCCUGGAGGCAGGUCCCAUGGUUGCUGUGGUCACCCAGAACCCAAAAUACCAGGUUGCCAGGGUGGGGAAGUUGGUAUCUCUGAGCUGUUCUCAGAACCUGGGUCAUGAUGCCAUGUACUGGUACCAGCAGAAGCCGGGCCAAGCUCUAAAGCUGCUGUUCUACUACUAUGAUACGACCUUCAACAAUGGAACAGAUACCUCCGACAACUUCCAGCCCAGCCGGCCCAACACUUCCUCCUGUGGGCUGAGCAUCCGCUCACCAGCCGUGGGAGACUCGGCCGUGUACCUGUGUGCCAGCAGCAGAGACACAGAGCUUCAGUGUCGCUCUCCCUCUACUCAUAAACCCACCAACCUCCAGCUCCCAGAGCCUCUCUGGGGCCCCUCCUUCGUAGGGCGGCAGCAGGAAGUGGGCUCAUGGCUGCCAUGA
This is a messenger RNA of Elephantulus edwardii (Cape elephant shrew), 1680 nucleotides long. RefSeq lists its product as uncharacterized. The coding region runs from base 1 to 1680 and encodes 559 amino acids. The record is from RefSeq and is a predicted model, not a curated record. Gene Ontology annotation, cellular component: plasma membrane. NCBI's taxonomy places the organism in Eukaryota, Metazoa, Chordata, Mammalia, Macroscelidea, Macroscelididae. Gene Ontology annotation, biological process: cell surface receptor signaling pathway. The transcript is spliced from 7 exons.